GGGGGAGUGGCGCUGGUCGGCGGCUUCAGCGCCCGCCGGCACAGCGACUGCUGGUGGACGGAGGACGGCGCGGGCUGGACGGCCUGGACGCGCGACGAGGGCGCCCCCUUCGCGCGCAGGGUGCAGCACGCGCUGUUCGGCGGCCCGGGGGGCGCCGUGUGGCUGGCGGGCGGCCAGGGGCCGGGCUGGCGCGCGCUCAACGACCUGUGGCGUCUGGGGGCGGAGGGCCAGUGGCACAGGGUGGCCGAGGCCUCGGCCUGGAAGCCGCGCUUCGACUUCGGAGCGGCCGAGCUCGGUGACGGCCGCAUGCUGGUGACCGGCGGCGGCAGCGGCCAACAGG
Prorocentrum cordatum is the source of this 340-nucleotide messenger RNA. Lineage: Eukaryota; Dinophyceae; Prorocentrales; Prorocentraceae. The record is from the annotation of a GenBank genome assembly.